GUUAGGUGUGCUCUUGUAGCAACGUGAAAGCCGCGUGUCAUUUUUAAUAAAGUUAUAAGUUUAAUUUGUAUAUUAUAAAGUGACAUAAGAGUAAAUUAAUCGAAAGAAGAUCAGUGGAGAGUUGUGCUUUCUUCUCCAUAAAGCAUUUUAUGGCAAGGGACGUGGGGAAAUGAGAAAUAAAUAAUGUUUUUGGGUUAACAAUCCGCCAUCUUGGAAUAAUCUUAACCUUUGAAUAGGAAGAGUUUAGUGACAGAUUUUUGUAUCUACAAUCAUCGGUGGCCAAUUGGCAGUUUUUAGUGAAAAAUGCUGCAAAGACGAUCAUGUACUUUAGUGCUCGGUGUUGUGAUGUGUCAAUGUUGAACAUAUGCAGACACGAAGAGGAGAUCCGUGGCGGCUGCUUUAAGUGCCUGUAAGCGCCCGAGGCCGAAAUGAGUGGCAACCAGAAGCAAGCGGCCGCAGGGGGGCCACAAACACAGCGAUUCGCAAAUCCCAACAACAAUUACCCGCCUUUACAACCACAGCAGCCUCAACGUGCAGAUGGCUUCGCAGUAAGUUCGCCGACCCCCUACCUGCAACAGCCGAAUCAGGGGGGCAACCAGGGACCGGGCCUCAGGGCGGGCAUAGCCCCCACGGGGCCGCCGAACCAGGCCUCCACCCCGCCUAACAGCGACAUCAAGGUGCAAAGUUUGCAGCAGCCUACCUUGUACGUGCGUACUUCGAACCAGAACUACUAUAACCGGUCCCCGCCAGGACCGCCCAACCAACCCGCCAGAAUGCAGAACCACAACAGGCCGCCUCAGCCGCAAAUAUACUCGCAGCCCCCGAACGUGGGCUUCAUGGGCGGCAUACCGCCUCAGAUGUACCUCACGCCCGCCGCCUUCUACAAUUCGGGCGGUCAGCGGCAGCAAAACCUCUUCCAGCCGCUGAUGCACCCGCUGAUGCAUCCGCAAGCCUUCGCGCCCACAAACUACGCCUCACCUCCAGCUACAUAUUACAAUUACAUGGUGCGACCGCAGCAACAGCAGUCGUCCGCGCCGCCAAAUCCCGCCCAGCCUGCGAUACCGAGCCUGCCCAUACAGCAGGCGGCGCCGCAGCACGCGCCGCCCUUCCAGCCGCAACGGCAGGUCAACCGCGGCCGCAGACCCAACGCCAUCUCCAUCAUAGACCCCGACACGGGCAAAGACAGAUUGAACGAGGUGUUCGGCGAAAACUCGCACCCCGCCAGCGGCGAAUCGUCGGCCCGCCAGACGCCGCAACCCGGAAGCGGCGGCCCGCCCGCCAACCAGCCGCACCCGCAGCAGCAGCAGCAACAGCCCAACUCCAAAGAAAUGCAGAACACGUUCGCGCGACAGGUUGCGCAGGCGCUGGGCAGCGACUCGAUAGCGCAGCAGCAGCAGCAGCACCAAAUGGACCACCACCAGCCGCAAUCGGCGGUGGAUUACAGGCACCACCACGAACCGCCGCCGGCGCCCGUGCAGGUGGUGCAGGAAGAUCCGGUGGAUCCCACGCACUACCCCGGACCGCAGCCGGUCCCGGUAUCGCCCUACGAUAUCGCCCAGAGCAGCAAGUUAAAGGUGCAGGCUAAGGAGUUCAUAUCGAACAGCAAGUCGUCGAAAGAGACGACGCCGAUCGUGUCGGCCAACUGCGACGCCGCCGAGGUGACGUUGCCCAGCAAGCCGCCGAAAUCGGACCGCGAGAGUCCCGUAAAGGGCCGCAAGAAGGACCGCGGCGGCGUUGCCGCUCCCACAGCCGCUCCCGCGGCCGAAAAGGAGGCGGCGGCAACCGCGCCGCCGGCCGAAGACAAGCCUUCGGAGGCGGCCGCCGUCGGCUCGACCAACGUCGGCUCGACGCAGCCGGAGAAGAAGAAGGAGGAGGGGAAGAAGGACGCCGCCAAAGGGGCGGACGCCAAGGAACUUUCGCCCGAUGGAGACGGCGCUCACCAAGAAACCGCGAAAUCUAAAAACCAAGCAAACAAGAUAAUCAACCAGCAGCAGCAACAAUCACAAGUUGGCAAACAGACUGGGCAAAAAGGUAACAAUGUCGCCGCUGUGCCGGCGUCGCAGCCCAAGAACAGCAACAGCAAGGGCAGCAAAAAGACCGACCUCAAUCAGAAGGGCGCGAGCAAAGAGGGAACGGACAUGGACGCGAUUAGCGACGUCGCCGUCUCCAACGAGGACGCGACGAACGCGAACGCUAAACCCGCCGCCGCGGACGCGAUCAACGCCAACUCCGUUCAGCCUGCCGCCCCCGCGCCGGCGGCGGCGGCGGAUUUAAACGAAAACACCGCCCCCGCAGCCAAGAGCAAAGAUCCGAUCGCAAUUACGACGACGACGACAAUCAGCAAAAGCGAGAAGCAAUCCAAGCCGAUGUUCGACGUUCUGAGCAUAGUCAAGGAUCAACCGCCUCCCAAAAUUUCGACCGCCCCCCAACCGAAACCCGCCGCUUCCGAGGACGAACCCGACAGAGCUGCGAUCUCCUCCAACGAACGGUUGGUCCAGGCCAAAAACGAGGCCAACGCCAAAGAGACCAACAACUCCAACGCCGACAACCUCAAAUACGAAGACGGUCAAUGGUCGCCCUUCAACAAAGACGGCAAGAAAGUCUACAACAGGGAGUUCUUGUUCAGCCUGAAGGACGCGCCGGCCAGCAAACUGAAGCCCAACAACAUUUACGACGCCAUAUCCUUCGACGAGAACAACAGGAGGCAGCAGGAGGGCAGGUUUUCGUCUUUGAGCGGUAGAGGAACCGAUUUCAGCAACCCGCCUUACAUCAAGUCCAACUCGCAGAAGGGCGGAGUGCUACCGAAACGCAACAGCCAAUCGGGCAAGCUGGGCGGCAGCGGCAAGAACAACAAGAUGCCCGGCAAGCUGUCGAUAUCCCUGUCGAUACGCGACGACGUCAAGCUCAACUUGACCGAGAACGCGUGGAAACCGGCUCGGCUGAACGCGAAGCCGGAAACGGCCAGCGACGAGGACAAGAAGACCGCCGAGCUGUACAAGAAGGUGCGCGGCGUGCUCAACAAGCUCACGCCGCAGAAGUUCGACACUCUGGUGACGCAGGUGCGCACGCUGAAAAUCGGCAACGCCGACCGCCUGCAGGGCGUCAUAGAUCUCGUGUUCGAGAAGGCUGUGGACGAGCCGAACUUCUCGGUCGCGUACGCCUUGAUGUGCAGGGAGCUGGCGCUGAUCCAGGUGCCCACUGCCAACAGCAAGCCCGAAGCGCCGGAGUUUGUCAACUUCAGGAAGCUGCUGAUCACCCGGUGCCAGAUGGAGUUCGAGAAGCAGUCGGUGGACGAGUCCACGAGGGAAGUUAAGAUGAAGGAAAUCGAAGCUACCGCCGAUGCGGACAAGAAGAAGGACCUGCAGUUUGAGUUGGACGAGCACGAUAGGAAAUUGAGGAUGAAGAGCGUCGGCAAUAUUAGAUUUAUCGGCGAACUCUUCAAGCAGCAGAUGCUCACCGUGAACAUCAUGCUGCGCUGCCUGCACAACCUGCUCGACAACAAGGACGAGGAGAGCCUCGAGUGCCUGUGCAAGCUGCUCACCACCAUCGGCAAAGAGUUGGAGACGAAAAACGUGCCGCUCGAGCCGAUCUUCAAGGUGAUGCGCGACAUCGUCGAGCGGCGCUCGAUAAAGGUGAGCUCGCGCGUCAAGUUCAUGCUGCAGGACGUGAUAGACCUGCGCGGCGCCAAGUGGGUGCCGCGCCGGCAGGACGUGAACCCGAAGACGAUCGACCAGAUCCAGAAGGAGGCGCAGGACGAGCAGAACAACAUCGCGGCGAUGAACUCGAUGCCGGCGCAGCGCAAGGACGACCGCGGCGGCGGCGGGAAUCAGAACUCCAACUCCGGGGAUAGAGGCGGCGGAGGGAAGCAGCGCAAGAACAACGUGGGGGACGACGGGUGGAUACAGACGGGGAGGAACCACCGCGCGCAGCAGCACUUCAGCGUGCAGAGCGACAAGCUGAAGAGCAAGCCGCCGCAGAUGGAGGAGAUGUCGCUCGGUAGCGCCAACUUGUUCAACACCUGGGGAAAAGGUUCUAACAUUAAAAAUGUGGUGGCUCCGCCGAUGGGGGCGCAAUCGAACAACAUCUACGCCGCGCUGGAAAAGGAGGCAAGCGAUUCGUACACGCAAGAGAAGAAAUCCGGCGGCGGCAACAGACGCGACGCGUACCACUCGAAAGGCCACAGCCUCGAGCGGAACUCGUCGCAGCGCGGCGGCUACGACGGCCGGGCGCCGCCCCCGCAGCAGCAGCAGCAGCACCGCGGCCCCCCUCAGCAGCAGCAGCAUCAGCAACCGGCCGCUCCCGUGCCCGCCGCGGCGGCUCCGGCGGCGGCCGUCGCCCCGCCUCCGGCCGCCGUCAAGCCGCCGCAGGCCCGCGAGCAGCUGUCCGAGGAGCAGCUCGAGCGGCGGUUCAAGAACGCGCUCGACGAGUACGUCAGCGACAACAUCGGCGUCGACGAGUUCGAUCAGGAGAUCAGGGCCUGCGUGCCCGACGACUACGUGCCAAAGCUCAUCAACAACUGCAUCUGCAACAUUCUGGAGAAAACGAGACCGGCUCGCGUAAAAACCGGCGAACUCCUGGCCAACCUCAUCAAACUCGACACCGUAUCGCUCGAGAGCUUUUCCACCGGCCUGCAGGAAACGUUCGACAUCGCCGACGACAUGGUCAUCGAUAUUCCGAUGUUCUGGCAAUACCUGGCCGAAAUUUUGCACUCUCUGAUUUGCAUGGAGGUGCUGCCGCUGACCAGGCUGCACAAGAUGCUCGAAGGUCUCGGCCAGGACCACCAUUACAGGUUCGUGGGCACGUUGCUUUUGACCGUGGCCGAGGCCAAAGGUCAGGGCUUCCUCAAGAGCCUGUGGCAGGUGUCGCAACUCAGGCUGACUGACGUCACUGGCGGCAAGGAGCCGGAAUCCUUCGUCAGAGACUUUAAAUUGGAGUUCCUAAAUGAUGCCAACACGCCAGCGGGCGAAGGCGAAUUCACUUACGACCAAAUUCAGGCCAAACUCACGGAAUUCUUCAUCAACAAGAAGAAUGUCGACGAAAUCGGCAGUUGGAUUGGUGCAAACGUGGGCGACAGGGUGAAAGAAAACAAAUUCAUCCGCGCUUUAGUGACCGCCAUUUUGAAGGACAGCAUCAAAAAGGAUUCUCUUAGCGUGGAAAUCUUCCACCGUCAUUUGGUGCUGCUGCAAAAGUACAUCGACAACAAUUCCGAGUCCGAGCUCCAAUGUCUCUACGCGGUGCAGAGCCUCGUCAACGAGAUGGAACAUCCGAAAGGUCUUUUGUUAUCGAUAGUAAAUAAUUUGUACGAGCCGUGGGCGAUUUCCCUGGAAAGUUUCCUGGCUUGGGAAGCCAGCACCGAUCCUGCUGAGCAGGCUGGAAAAGGUGUGGCCCUCAAGCAGCUGAACCAGUUUUUAACCGAACUGAAGGACGACCAGGAGGACUCGAACUCGGACGAAUAGCGUUCGGCCGCGCCCGCGCCGGCAACCUAACAAAACAAAAAGAACUAUUUUUUCAAAUAUCUAACUCCUAAGUAUUGGUAACAAACAAACAAGCAAAGACAGUUAAGUGAAUUUAAGUGCGACCCCACGAGACAAUUAGUUAAAAAAAAAUAAUAAUAAAUUUAUACAAAUUGUUUAUAUAUAAAUAUUAUACAAGAUGUUUAAUAGCGAAAAAAUUGACGAUGAGUGCGCGCGCGCAGUGACUUUAAGUUCAACAAGUGCCCCUCGGACUUUGGACCGUAGAGACCGAAAAAAUUCAAAGUGAUUUUUAUCGAUUACGAAAUUGAGCAGAGUGCAACCGGGCCCAGUGGAAUCGGUUUUACUUUAUAUAUUUAUAUUUUAAUAUUCUUUUAUUACUGUUUAUAGUGACGUCGUUGUUUUCUUUUUACUACUAUUAUUAUUACACAUUAUUAUUAUUGAGGAAAAUAUAAACACCUUGGUCGAUUUUGAACAGCGGAGCAGGUUUUCUGGGCCCGGGCGAAUUAAUUAAUUUUGUUAUUUUCGAUCGAUUAAAAAAUAACGAAAAUGUGCAGCCCCCGCCCCCACCCGAUAUAAUAGUUCAGUAAGUUCCAUAACGAUUAAUUGUCUUUCUGUAUAAUUAAAUAUACAGCUGCCAAGUUCAGUUUUAGAUUUUUAAUUUUGUUUUCUAACGAAACUGAAACUGCAAAGUGCGACUGUAUCUAGUCAGAAUUGAUUCAAUUAAUUUGCCAGUCAAAUUGCAGUUCAACAUGGCACAUCAAACCAUUACCAAAGGUUCUCGUUGUUUUUUUUUAAUUAAUUAAUUAAUCAAUCAAUUUUUUGGUUAAUGUAAAAUAUGUAUUUAUUUUCUUUUUUAUUACUAUUAUUAUUAUUAUUAUUAUUGAAUUUUUAAUAGCACCGGCCGUUUGGAGCAACCCGCAUCAAAAAUGACCGCCAUUUUGCUCAACAAUUGCAAAAAAAGUUUUUUGCGGUAGGCAACAAUUAUUACAAAUCUAGCUCCAUCUUUAAACUUUGUUGUGCCAAAAUUUCAACAAAAUCAAAAAAAUUCUGCAGUAAAUUUGCAGUUUAGAUUUUUUUCGAAAUUUGUUGAUAAAAAUCAUUUUAGGUCAGUUUUCGUUAAUUUGUCAUUUUCUUUUAAAAACAUGAAUGAUCACUUAUCAGAAAUGAAAAAAAUUUCAAAAAAAUCAAAAUUGCAAAUUAACCAUGGACAAAAAAAAUUAUGUCGCAAAUUCUGGGGGUUUAAAAUCGGUCAAAAGUGAAAUUUUGAUGAAAUUGACAGUUUUGUGCAAAAACUCGAAAUUUCUGCGUUUUCAACAAUCAUUACAAAUCUAGCUCCUAUAAUCUUUAAAGUUGUUCCAAAAUUUCAAUGAGAUCAAAUAAAAAUUGUCAAAGUGACAUUUUUAUUGCCUACAGUUAAUUUUCAAUUUAAAUUUUUCCGAAAUUUUAGGAUAAAAAUCAUUUUUAGUCGGUUUUCGUUCAUUUGUCAUUUUUUUUCAAAAAAAAAAUUAAUAAUCAUUUUAUCAGAAAUUACGAAAAAACUAAAACUGACCAAAAGUGAUUUUUAUCGAAAAAAAAUCAAAAUUGCAAAUUAACCAUAGACAAAAAAAGUCAACAUUGGCAGUUCAGUCAUUUCCGCAAAAAACUAUCUAAAACGACCUUUGGACAGUUCAGUACCCUGGUAAUACAAUCAAUAUUCAAUGUAUACAGCAAAUCAAUUUUUUCACUUUAUUAUGGGUUUUUAUUUGCGUAAAAACGCGUAAUAAAAUAAUAAAACGGAUAUGUUUAUUUUUUCGAUUACAUCAUAAUGAAAAACCACCAUAAAGAACAAUACAAUCGUAGUUUUUUCCAAUUGAGGUUAUGUUACAAUGUUGAUUUCGUCUUAUGUUUUUUGGGUCUUAAUUUAUAACCUAAAAAAUUCAUGCAUUGUAUUGUUAAAAUGACAGAUAUAUAACUUCAAUUAUUUAAAUGUUUCAGAGUGAAAAUUAAUUUAUCAAGGAUAGUUAAUAUUUUUAUUUACUCAAUUUUGAAGAAAAGAACUAAAAUUUUUCUUGGAGCUAAGCCAAACUCAAAUUAAAAAUUUAAUGAAUAAAAUGUUUAUAUAAAUUUACUUCUACACUAAAGUUGAUUUAAUAACUUGAACACUUAUUAUCAACUUUUGUAUGGAAGUAAAUUUAGUUAUAUCGUAUUAUUUCGGUCUGAGGAAUAUUUGGUAUAAUUUUGUUACACAAUGAAGUAGAAAGAUGGCGCUACAAAUCUUGUAAACUUUAUUAACAAUACUAUGAAUUUUUAACAAUGCCAAGGACCAUAUUGAAAACUUACAUACACGAAUUUGAAGAGCAAAAUGGCGGUAACUUUUGACCGAGCUUUCCAAAAUUACCUUUUGAGCUGGCCGGUGCAGUUAUCGCAAUAGGCUGUUGUGUUGAAUGCCAACAUAAACGGACUUGAUUUUGUUUUUCGGUUGAAUCGACUAAAAUCGAGGGUAUUUUUGUAUAGAAACAGUUGACGUGUAAAUAUUCCAAGCAGAAUAUUAAUUUGUUUGUGUACAUACCUAGUUAAAUGAUCGGUUUGUGAAACCGCUCCGCCCUCUGUACAUAAAACGUUUGUUGUUUUUUUGUACCGUCUGUGUUAAAAUUUCAAUUUGGCUGGCGCAAAAUGCAUGAAGAGAUGAGUUUGAAGAGACGCUGCCGAAUGUGGCAGCGCCUUCCGACUGAGUAAUAAUUACGUGUAAAUACUAAAGUUAAGUUGAUUUUCGCUCGGGGCUUCUGAUGUCCCAAAUCUCGACUUGUUAUAAAUAUUAUUAUUAUUAUUAUAUUGUACCCAUAAUUUUUAGUAUAUUUUAUUAAUUAUAUAAAAAAUGAAAAAAUUAAGAAAUUGUAUUGUAUAGUUCGAUAUUCCCCGAUCUGGGACAUUGAGGAACUCGCGAGUUGUACAUUUUUUAUACUGCUAUAAGAAACUGAGAGAAAAAAACGGUUUCCCAGGUGGUGCUAUAUAAGAUAUGAUCAGGACAGGGACAACAUUAUUUAAACGGUUGGUCGGUUUUUAAAUGCAAACCACUCGGAAAUGAUGCAGCAGGUUAACGGUUUUUUUUCCUUGAUUUUAUUUCUGUCAUUCAUUAAUUAAGAAGAGGUCGAUAAUUUUACGGAGGAAAAACUCUGCCAAAACUGUUAACGAUUAUAAAACGAUGCUAUGACAAAAACCCAGGCAACUGACAUUAAUAAAAGAGAAUACCAACAAUCUUCA
This is a messenger RNA of Brassicogethes aeneus, 8714 nucleotides long. The record is from the annotation of a GenBank genome assembly. Lineage: Eukaryota; Metazoa; Arthropoda; Insecta; Coleoptera; Nitidulidae.